AUGUCAAAUGUUACCAGCCUGCCCAGCAACAUGACCCAAGUUUCCAUCAACAACAAAAUUAAUGAUAUCUUUCGCAUUACAUUUUUAGUGUCUGUAAUUGUGUGCAUUUUCUUUUUCGCCUACCUCGUCACCAUUAUUCUGACCGUUUUCUUCACAAAACCUUCCCUCCGGGAAAACUCUCGCUAUUUCCUAUUUGCCCACAUGCUCAUUAAUGAUGCAGCCUAUCUUGCUGUGUCGCUUUUCUUGGUCAUAAUCACUAGUAAUAUUCCAGUGUUGCUCCCGGUACCUGUUUGCUAUACUAUAGUCAUGGUGUCUUCUGCAUCUUAUAAAAUUACUCCUUAUAACCUUGGGGUGAUGGCUCUAGAACGCUAUGUGGCCAUUUGCUUCCCACUGAGGCACAGUGAGUUCUGCACCAGAAGGAGAUCUGGCGUUGCUCUUGUUGUGAUAUGGGCCAUAGGGUUGAUCCCUAAUAUUGCCGAUGCUAUUAUUUUAAGCACCUCUGUUCCAAGGAGCUUCUUCUCUCUUCAUGUGAUAUGUGCCCGCUCUUCUUUUAUGAAAACCUCCCUCCAAUCAUUAAUCCGUGACCUUACCCAUAUCUUGUCCUUUUCCCUGGUUGGACUGAUCAUUCUCUUCACCUACAUUAGGAUCAUGAUGGUGGCUUUAAGGAUUGGCUCAGGGAAGGAAUCGGCCAUGAAGGCUGGUAAGACUGUCAUUCUCCAUGCUGUUCAGCUUAUUCUCUGUCUCAUGGCUUUUAGCUACAACCUUACAGAAACCUACCUCAGGCAGUAUAUGUAUCUUCUGCCCUUGGGCAACUUCUUCUUAUUCAUGUGUCUGCCAAGAUUUAUUAGCCCUUUGAUUUAUGGAAUAAGGGAUGAAGUCUUUCGGAAUUAUAUCAAGAGGUUUAUGCUCUGCAGGCGAUUAAGGAUUCACGAAAUUAAAAUUGUGGUUGUAAAGGAAUAGUAACAUCUGAAUAUUGUUGUUAAUGGGCUUGUGUAGAAUAAUAGAAUAGAAUAUCAACUUAAUGAAUAUAGUGUGACUGUUGAGAAGCUUGGCAUAUUUUAUUUAUCAAGGUGAAGGGCUGUGGCAGA
Messenger RNA from Xenopus laevis (African clawed frog), 1088 nucleotides. Its product is annotated as odorant receptor 131-2. The coding region runs from base 1 to 960 and encodes 319 amino acids. NCBI's taxonomy places the organism in Eukaryota, Metazoa, Chordata, Amphibia, Anura, Pipidae. The record is from RefSeq and is a predicted model, not a curated record. The transcript has a single exon.